ACUAACGGGAGGUGUCCAUCUGAAUGAAGCUACAGCACCAUUAAAGAAGCUUUCGUUUCCAUAGUUUUUAAAUGUUCACUAAACGAACUAAAGCAAUGUUUUCAACUGACAGUUUGCGAGGCUUUGUCCUCGAGCGGCUAACUGCUGCUGCUGAAGACAUUUUUGUAGUUUUCCAGAGAACUAUCGUCGAGUACGAGGAGGAGAUCGAUCGCCAGCGAAGACUGCUGGAUAACGCUGGGAUAAAGGCUCAUGAAACCUUUUCGGAUGUCCUACAGAAACAUGACGGUGAAGAUGAGGAGGUUUCGGCUGGCCAGAAGCUCUGUGACCAGGAGAGGAACUUCAAUAGUCAGGACCAAGAGGAGCCAGAGCCUCCACAGAUUAAAGAGGAACAGGAGGAACUCUUCAGUAGUCUGGAGGUAGAGCAGCUCAUAGUGAAGCAGGAGACUGAGACAUUCAUGUGGACUCCUACUCACGAAGACAGUGACCUAAGUGAACCUAAACAACACCACCUCUCUUACAAUUUCCAUGUUGCUGAGAAUCAGUAUCCUCAAGAAAACGAGCAUGGAGACUCAAUUGGAAAAUCAGAACCAACACUAAUGAAAAAACUUUACAAAAUAAAUUAUCUCAACACGGAAACAUCCAAGGUUGAUUGUAAUCCUCACCAAAGUGAAAAUUCUUUUGAAUGUGACACAUGUGGAGAAAUUUUAAAGAACAAGUCAGAGUUACAGAUACAUCAGAGUGUCCAUGGUGGAAAGAAGACACAUUCAUGCAAGAUUUGUGGGAAAAUGUUCAGUCACAAGUCAGAUUUGACUAAACAUACAAGAUCCCAUACAGGUGAGAGGCCAUUCUCAUGCAGUGUUUGUGGAAAAAGUUUCAGCUUUAACCAUGUAUUGAGGGACCACAUGAGAACACACACCGGUGAGAGGCCUUACUCCUGCAGCGUGUGUGGAAAAAGUUUCUCUCGGAUGUCACACUUGAAAAACCAUGAUAAAAUCCAUACAUGUGACAAGCCGUUCACCUGCGAAAUAUGUGGUAAAAUGUUCAGAGUAAGAGGUGAAUUGAAGGACCAUAUGAGGACUCACACAGGUGAAAAACCGUUUACAUGUGAAGUAUGUGAACGGUCUUUCACUUAUCGUAGUGUCUUAACUGCUCACAUGAGAAGAGCUCACACAGGGGAGAGGCCCUACCUUUGUAAGACCUGUGGGAAAAGCUUCUUUGAAUCAUCUAAUCUUUCACGACACAUGAAAUCACAUGCAGUGCAGACAAGUAGCCAUGUACAUGCAGAGGAGGUGGAGAUGAUUCAGUUUAAAUUAUAGCUGUAACACUGAUAAUCAUCCACAUUGCCUUUCUGUGAAGAUGCAGCUUAUUUUCUGCUAGCAUCAAAACCCAAUUAAGUGAAUGACAAAUUAAUCCUUCAAUUUUUGGACAUCUAUGUCUUAUUUACAGUAUUCUAUGCAGUAUUGUCCACUGCCUAUUGUUAGGAUUUCCUUUUUUACGGUAUUUUUAUUCCUUUAAAUUGACUUUUUUAUCUGCAUUUAUUUCUUUGAUGCUUCAGCAAAGAGAGAAACGCAGAUGAUUCCUUGCUGAUAGUUUUCCAGAAAACAAACAAACAAACAAACCAAAAAAAAACAAUUUUUUAAUGCUGGUGGAAGUUUGAUAUUUACUUCUCUGCCAGAAUCAAUAUGCAUAGCGUUUGCCAAAAAUUCUCCUUCAAAGGUUUCCCAAUUUUAACUGUGGAAAAGGUCCUAUACAUUUUGGAAAAUGCUUAUUAAACUGUUUUCCCACAGACAGAGGAGCCAUAUUUUAGGUAAUGGAAGCAUUUCUAAUUAUUUUUGGUUUUGCUCCAACAUAUUUGUUCACAAUAAUAUCAACAUUUUCAUACAUUUUACUUGCAUAUCAUCACUACACUGCUAAAGGAUGCUAACUAGUGUGUAUGUGGACAAGAUUAACCCUUUAAAUGAUGGUUUAGUGGGAGUUAAAAAUUGAGCAAAAAAUAAAAUAAUGAAAUAUAUAUAUAUAUAUAUAUAUAUUAAACUUUAAUCACAUCAACUUGUUUAAAUGACCAAUGUGACAAACAUCAAAACAAAAAACAUAUCACCACAUGCAAAGAUGACAGCUGAUGGAGAUGUAUAUUAUAAUCUGAUAUAUAUAUAUAAUAUGAUAUAUAAUCUAAAAUGUUUGUCUCAGGCCUUAGCGAAAAAAAAAUGAAAUGCUAAAAAAGUAGAACUUUUAAUCAAGUUUAAUGAUGUAUAUAAUUGUUUGCUUUUAAAUGUAUUUGAUUGUUUUAUUUCAAUUUUUUCCAGUGUUAUGUAGCUGUAACAAACUUUU
This is a messenger RNA of Cheilinus undulatus (humphead wrasse), 2328 nucleotides long. RefSeq names its product zinc finger protein OZF-like. Gene Ontology annotation, biological process: regulation of transcription by RNA polymerase II. Gene Ontology annotation, cellular component: nucleus. Gene Ontology annotation, molecular function: DNA-binding transcription factor activity, RNA polymerase II-specific; RNA polymerase II transcription regulatory region sequence-specific DNA binding. The transcript has 2 exons. NCBI's taxonomy places the organism in Eukaryota, Metazoa, Chordata, Actinopteri, Labriformes, Labridae. Bases 72 to 1316 code for a protein of 414 amino acids. The record is from RefSeq and is a predicted model, not a curated record.